UUGCCGGCGCGAGGCGGGUCUGGUUCGGUGCACUUCACUUCCUGCUUCUCUUCCACGAUUCUAGACUGAUCCGCUGCCUCUGUCCCCACGAAAGACACAAUGUCACAUCAAACGGGCAUUCAAGCGAGGAAUGAUGUGAAGGAAAUGUUUGCCAGUGCCAGAGGUGGAGAUCAAUACCGCGUGCUGAAGAUCGUCAUCGAGGAUGAGCAGCUGGUUCUAGGUGGCUACAACAAGGCAUCAAAGAAGUGGGACCAGGAGUAUGAUUCUUUAGUGCUGCCGCUGCUUGAGGAUGACAUGCCAUGUUAUAUUUUGUACCGGCUGGACUCCACCAACAACCAAGGCUACGAAUGGAUCCUUCUGGCCUGGUCACCAGACCACUCUGCUGUGCGGCAUAAAAUGUUAUAUGCUGCUACCAGAGCAACGUUAAAGAAAGAGUUUGGAGGAGGCCACAUCAAAGAUGAUAUUUUUGGUACUUCAAAGGAUGAUUUGAACCUUCACGGCUACAAGAAAUAUCUGACCUCACAGGCAGCUCCUUUGCCCCUCACUGCUGCAGAGGAGGAACUGAGACAGAUCAAACUGAACGAGGUGCAGACGGACAUCAGUGUGGACACCAAGCAGCAGACUCUGCAGGGAGUGGCCUUUCCCAUUGACAGUGAAGCUGCUGAGGCACUCAAACAAUUUAGGCAGAAAAAAGUGAACUAUGUACAACUGAAAAUAGACACAAAAAGCGAGAUAAUUCGCUUGUGCAGCACUGAGCCAACAGAGCUGAAAGACCUGUCAAAGAGAAUCCCCAAAGAUUCUCCACGUUACCACUUCUUCCUCUACAAACACUCCCACGAAGGCGACUACCUGGAGUCCACAGUCUUCAUUUAUUCCAUGCCAGGGUACAAGUGUAGCAUCAAAGACAGGAUGUUGUAUUCCAGCUGCAAAAAUAACUUGAUUGACAUGGUGGAAAGCAAGAUCAAGAUUGAGAUUGAGAAAAAGCUGGAAAUUGGAAAUGGGGAUGAACUAACGGGUGAUUUCAUGUAUGAGGAGGUGCAUCCCAAGCAGCAUGCACAUAAGCAGCUGUUCAACAAGCCCAAAGGCCCUGCUGGCAAAAGAGGUGGUCGCCGAAUCACCCAACUUCCCGGUGAGGAAGAGGAAGAUUAAAACGGACCUCGGCUCUAGAGCACGUUCCACAGUGGAACAUUCCUGCAAUGGGGCCACAAAGUUCAUAAUUGAUCCCCCCCCCCCCCCCCCCCCCCC
Molecule: messenger RNA, 1245 nt
Organism: Nematolebias whitei (Rio pearlfish)
Lineage: Eukaryota; Metazoa; Chordata; Actinopteri; Cyprinodontiformes; Rivulidae
Product: twinfilin-1
Exons: 9
Coding region: 100-1149 (349 amino acids)
Biological process (GO): positive regulation of neuron projection development; barbed-end actin filament capping; actin filament depolymerization
Cellular component (GO): myofibril; cytoplasm; actin filament
Molecular function (GO): actin filament binding; actin monomer binding
Source: RefSeq, a predicted model, not a curated record